UGGAAGAAUUAAGGAAUGGUUGUACUAUCCCUAGACCACUAGUUAACAUUCAAAAUGAAAAAUUUAGAGUAUAAUGUACAUUAUAGCAAUGCUUUUAACUUAAAAAAGAGAGACUAGUCGCUUUCAAGUUGGUUCGUAGCAAUAAUUUAAGAGGUCAUAUGGGUGAAUCAAUUCACAAACGAGGCAAUUUGGUCAGUUGUUUCGUUUUAUGAAAACAAGUCGUUUAUAACAAAUCAAUUCGAAUUGUCUGCAUCCAUCUCGUACAACUGGAAUUGACUCAAAAUGAAUCCCUUCAAAAUUCUAAGCCAAAUUGAUCCAUACAAUUUUUUUUUUUACAAACGAAUCAGUUUGAUCAAAUUGUCACAAACGAGACAAUUAGAUGUCAUUGGUUCAUUACAAUUCCUCAUCAAAACAAUCAUGAAAACAUAUCUAAGGGUACAUCACAUGCGCCUUCAGUCUAUUACUCGAUCCAACCCAAAUCGGGCACAACACUCAUAUAGUGUGCUUGAGCUUUGUGUACACAAAUACAUACGCAUGAAAUUAUUAGAAUUCAACACAAAACCUUUCAAACAUCAAUAAUGAAAAUCCUCUCAUCUAUUUUCUGAUACAAUAUGUAUGCAUGUAUCAAACACGUAUGACUCUCAUUCUUCAUUCGUAAAUUGCGUUCAUCCAAUGAUCAUACAAACAAUCGCUACUAUAGUCUCAAAUUCAGGGGUUGUUUGGAAGUUGCGAUUGUUAAAUAGAUGUAUUCUUGAAAAUGCAUGUAUAAUAUUAUACAUGUAUUGUCGAAUUUGAUGCAUUGUAGAAUACAACGUUUGGUAUGUGUGAUUGUGUAUGUCGCAUCAGCUAAAAGCUGAGACAAAACAAUCUCAACUCAAUUAUGAAUUAUCUCAACAAUCACAACUAAAAGUUGAAAUAUAACAAUCACUCAAAAUGAGUGAUAGUUGUCAAGAACCAGUUGGUUGUUGGGAGAGGUUCAAUCGUGGAUCAUAUACUACAACACUAACACGCCCCCUCAAAUGAAAGCCACUCACAAGGGCGUGAAGUUUGCACAGGUCUGAAGACAAGAAUACCAUGUGCUUAACAAAUGGGGGUCACAUAAGGCUCUGAUACCAUGUCAAGAACCAAUUGGUCCCAAUAACUCUAGUUGUUGGGAGAGGUUCAAUCGUGGAUCAUAUACUACAACACUAACAAUAGUUUCUGUUACAUCACAGAAAUAAUCCAUGUAUUGUUUCUGCUAAAAAAACAAAAAAACGAUGCAUUGUAAACAAUACAUGAAUAAUGACAAUCUCAACAAAACUAUCGCAACUUCCAAACGACUCCUCAAAGCAUCACUUUGAAUAACAUGAUUUGUUAGAGUUUAUAUGUAUUAACUCUUACCCGCUAAAUCGUCUCAAAAUCGACGAAUUCGAGAUUUACAUCAACUUAUUCUCCAUUAAAACAGCAAUAAAAUAAUCUCGCAAAACGAGAAUAAAAGCAUUGAAUUCGAAAAAAAAGAAAUUCUCACAGUUCCCGAGGCACGAAACCUCUUUCUCUCUCUCUCUCGCGGAUCCGCUUCCCCUUUGCCGGACUUCGGGCCUCCGAACUAUAUAUAUAUAACCCGCUCCGACCAAACCCACCACUAGAGAGAGAGAGAGAGAGCAAAAAGAGAAAGUUACCGGAAAACCCAACGAAGCCAUGUGCCUUUCCUCUUCUCCACUUCUCCCUCCAACUCGCCGCUCCUCCGCCUGACUCAGUUCCUUCCUUCCCGCCGACGAACGAGUCACCUCGUCCUCCCAACAAAACAAAAAUGGCCGAGACGCGCCGCCUGAACCGGCGAACCUCAUGGUGCUGCUCCAUCACUCACCCUCCCUGCAAAAGCCCCGACUACUGCCGCGCCCUCCCGUCCUCCAAUUCGAAGCGCAAGCCCAAGCCGAAUCGGAAGAAGCCGACUCGCUCCAACUCGCUACCGUACGACUCGCCUCAGGGCUUGAAAUUGAGCUUCGUCGGCAAGAUUGACCCCCGCAAGAUCCUCUCCCCGGGCCGCGUCUCCCCAAUCGACUCCGAUCCCACCGCCGGGGAGCUCGUGCAAUCCGCGGCGUCGGUGGGGACGGCGGCCGAGGAACAACGCGCUGCCGCCGCUCUUCCGGUGACGGCGGCUGUGGUAGAAGUGGAAUGUGCGAGAUCCGAGAGGUCCGCUUCCUUCAGAGGACUGAACGAUGUUACAGGAGGCGGCCUCGGGUCGGGUUCGGGUCAUUUCGGGUUGGAUCCGGGCGGCGGCGGAGGGGAUUCGUUUGACGUGAGGUUGAAUUUGAGAGGGAGGAGAGGCGGGACGUUGGUGCUGGAGAUGAGUUCCGAUGUUUUGAUGGCGAAUUCGGAGGUUCUGGGAGCGCUGGUGGCAGAGUACAGGAAGGGGGCUCACAAGGUGAAUCGUAUUUAUAGUAAUGGUAAUGGUGGUAGAAGGAGUAGAUCGAUGAAGGUUUGCAGAAUUGAGGUCCCUGACGUGGAGAACAUUGGGGUUUUCAGAGACACGAUCGAGUUGAUGUUUGAAGAUGACAUUACUUCCAAGCUCUUGAAGCAUGGAGCUUAUCGCGCCAUUUCUAUUCUUGAGGUAUCAGCUGAUCUUAAAUUCAGCCGAGGCGCCUUAUCUUGCUUGAACUACCUUGGGGCAGUGCCUUGGACAGAAGAGGAAGAAGAAAAACUCAGGCGCAUAAUGACCAUCCACAAGUUCGAUGAAACAGCCACUCGAGACAUCUUAGACAGACUCUAUAUUCAGGAACCAAGUGAAGACUCACAAUGGAGUUUGACCAAACAACUUCUCUGGUCGAUCACCACUUGUACGGAUCCAUCUGCGAGAAACGAGUUGAAAUCUUUGGUGAAGGGGCUCGUCUCCAAGAGCUCGGUCUACGAUAAACAACAGCCUGCCCUGAACAAGGCGGAUGUGUACGUUAUCUGCCAGAGCUGCCUCGAUUCCCUAGCCUGCCUCUUUGACGAGGCAUCAUCAUCACAGCCUAACACCGACACUGGACUAGCCAAAAAGAGCACACCAGCUGCUGCUAGGUCUCUGGUCGAGAGGAUUGCGAUGCAGGUUGACAAUGUCAACUGGCUUUUAGAGAUCCUGCUUGAAUGGCAGAUGGCUGAGGAGUUCGUCGACAUGUGGGGCAACCAAGAAGAACUCAGGAAGCUCCACGAGGGAGCUUCUCCAUUGUUUAGAUACGAGCUCAGCAGAGUCUCUGCAGCCCUGUUUAUUGCCAUGGGGACCAGAAGGUUGCAUUGUCAAUUUGAGUCGAGAUCAAUGCUUUUCAAGACGUGGUUUUGCCCCAUGCUGCAGGAUUUCGGGUGGAUUAAGAGGUGCAAGAAGGGGUUGGAUUUGAAGGUGUUGGAAGAAGCAAUCGGCCAGUCGCUGCUCACACUUCCCCUGGCGAUGCAGCACGAGCUGUUCAUGGAGUGGUUUAGUUACUUCUCGAAGCACGGGAACGAUUGUAUAAAUCUAGGGAAAGCGUUUCAGAUGUGGUGGCGAAGGUCGUUCCUUAGAGGCUCGGAGACUCACGGUGUUGAAUCCAGGUAAUUAGACCGCCCUACUAACUAACACACGUUAGGUUUCUCUUAGACCACGGAAUUCUCGAACCCUAAUGUGGAAAUGACGUUUUUGUGUCCUGCGCUUCCGUAUAAUCGUUGUGGCGAAUUUCUGGUCGCCUUGGAUGAAAUGAUGUGGUUGUGGUUAAUGUAGUAGCUCUUCCCGCGGCCCUCGAUAAUUGAUUGUUGGCUUCAGGGUUCGAUUCGUUGUCCGUUGAUUGCUUUUAUAUGUUGAGGAUUUGUAAUUCUUUUGAGUAAUUUGAAGGAUGGCAUUGAUGAAUUCUUUCAACAUAACUAGAUUACUAACUACUCCUUUUCCUUGUUUCCUUUUCUUGUUUGAAUUUAGGAAGCUUAGGGUUAGGUUUAGGCUUCCAAUGGCAUAACCUUCAAAGAUCAACUUCACUACAAGACCACUGACAGUAACUUCCACCUAAGAGAAACUGAAUAUCUUCAUAAAUGGCAAUCUUUGGGAGGGGGAAAUUGGAUGAUUUAUGGAAGACUUUUAACAUACUGCAGAUGGCAAGAUUUCUGAAAAACGAUAUUAAUUCUUUAGUGUAGAAUACCAAUAAUAUAUGUUCUAACUUCUAAGCAAACCUAUUACUGGUAAUCAGAUUUGAAAAUGGUUAGUUAUCCUAAACACAUGUAGUUGUGAACAUUAUUUAUUAUAGAUCGGUAGGGUGUUAACAUGCAAAUGUUAAACUUUUGUGAAGAUCAUGAUGCAAUCUCGAAUUCGCAUUGUGCACAUACAAUCGCAGCUAGUACUGCAUGUCGUCGUAAAUUGGGGGUUGUUGUAUUGUUGUAGCGAUCUUGUUCGAAACUGUAUUUGCACAAGACUAGCUGGAUUUUAAGCUCAGGAGCACAAUACUCAUGAAGAAAAUUUAUCUAUGUAACACAAUAAGUGAGAUUGGUAGAUAUAUAGAACACAACCGAAGCUGCAGAUUAUUUCUUUGCAGAUCUGUGGCGUCUUCCUCUUGUUCUUCCUCUUGGGCCUUACUUGGGCUCCUCCUCCGGGCUUCGGAUCCAUAUUGCUUACGAGUUACAUUUUUGUGUCGCUACGAUCUUAUUAUUUUAAUCCGUCUCUCUGUGAUUUAGAUUUUUUUAAGUACCGUACGGAUGGAAUUUCUUGGGGGAACCUUCGACGACUCCAAAAAUAAAAUAUGGAGAAGGAAGAAUUAGUCAGCAGUGACGUUUGGUUUUAAAGAGUCAAGCGAUGCGAUGAUGUCAUCACCGUUCAUUAAUGUUUUUGAGUAGAUUAAGAUGGGGUUUGUGACUUUUGUGUUGUGUUGUUGUGUGGUUGGGUUGAUCGAUUGAUUGAUCGCUCAGUCAGUUGGUUUUGCCGCGUCGUUUGGAAAGUAGUGGGGGCCAAUUUUGGUUUUAGCCCUUAGAGUUGGAAGUUUAGUAUCGGUAUUUGGGUUAUACCGAAUAUUGUAUUGAAUUUGUUUAUAUUUGGUAUUACCGAAUAUACAUAUUAUUUUUUGAGAUUGGGAUAGAGAUUGAAUUUCAAUUGUAAUUCGGUAUUAGGGAUUUACGGGAUUGAGAUCGAUAUAUACCGAAAUACCGAUCAAUACCAAAAUAUAAGCUAGUGUGUAUU
This is a messenger RNA of Linum trigynum, 5146 nucleotides long. Lineage: Eukaryota; Viridiplantae; Streptophyta; Magnoliopsida; Malpighiales; Linaceae. The record is from the annotation of a GenBank genome assembly.